This is a messenger RNA of Haliotis rufescens (red abalone), 1404 nucleotides long. RefSeq names its product E3 ubiquitin-protein ligase FANCL-like. Gene Ontology annotation, biological process: interstrand cross-link repair; protein monoubiquitination. Gene Ontology annotation, molecular function: ubiquitin protein ligase activity. Lineage: Eukaryota; Metazoa; Mollusca; Gastropoda; Lepetellida; Haliotidae. The record is from RefSeq and is a predicted model, not a curated record. Gene Ontology annotation, cellular component: Fanconi anaemia nuclear complex; nucleus. Bases 145 to 1215 code for a protein of 356 amino acids. The transcript is spliced from 13 exons.
AGCCUGUCUAUUCAGUUUCGUCGGUGUUCAUUGGUCUGCAUUACUGAUCAGAUGGAUGAGUGGAUAUACAGGCAUCAAUAGGGGGAGAUACAAACUUAGUUGUCCCGAAGAUGUACUGAGAUCAAGCAAGAGAAGGGGUGUGAGAUGCCACAAGUGAGAAUGUAUGGAGUGAUGGAUAGCCUGACACUGGGUGUGCCAGUACUCAAAAAACCCACACAUAGAGUGUAUGAUGGAUUCACCACGACCAAGGGCACUGACUUUCGUGUGAGAGUGACGAACUCUGUGAACAUGUCUGAGGCAAAAUUUGAGUGUGACUGGAAACUCCAGAGAUGCUUGAUGUUUAACAGCCAGGUACAACAUAAGAUCAGCACUUUUAAAGGCAGCUCCCCAUCUCCAAGUGUGCUGACAUCCAGAAUGGCUCGCCAUAUCCUUGCUGAGAUGAUGGAAAUAGGCUGGGACAAAGUGGACACUAUUGACGAGACAUUUCAAGAACUAACUCUGAAGCUUCAUGAUACAGUCGGGAGGAAACAUAGUCUUCUUCUUAACCUCAAUCAUCAGAAAGAAGCAACAGAAAUGUGCACUGUUAAUUUACCCAUACCCACAGACUUCAUCAUCAAUCAAGAUGAACAGGUUUCUCUACAAGAUUUAAUGAAUCAGUUUCGAAACAUGGUCAAAAGAUGUGAAGAUUUCUGGGAGAUGAUGUCUGAGAUUGAUCAAAACACAUGGGUGUUAGAACCAGAGAAACCAAGCCCAAGUGACUGUCAUCGAAGAUUGGCUCUAGGUCCAAGUGCAUCUCUACACAUCAAAGUUGAUGCAGCACAACCCAGAUUACUACCACAGUGCAGUUUUUUAGGAGCAGAUCAAGUUGUGGCUCCUUCAAGAGAGAGACUCAACCAAAAUGUGCACAAAUGGGAUGUUCACUGCAGUCUCUUAGAAAAUCUUCAGACAGUGCUUGAAACAACCUUGCCAUCACCCAAGAACUCCAGUAGAGAGAAAUUCAACCUUGAGUGUGGUAUUUGCUACUCCUACAGACUUGGUGAAGAGAUUCCUGACAAAGUGUGUGAUGAUCGGUGUUGUGAGCAGACCUUCCAUCAUCAGUGUCUGUGUGAGUGGCUACGGGUUUUGCCAUCCAGCCGACAGAGCUUCAACAGGAUCUAUGGAGAGUGCCCUUUCUGUAGCAAACCAAUCACAGUCAAGAUAGAUGUGUCUGUUUGAUGAGUGAUGUAUUCAGAACCUCAACCUUUUUUGUGAAGCAACUACAGACGAUCCAUGAGAUUGAUACUACUAUCAUGGAACUGUUCUGGGUGAACAAUACCUUCCAAAUGGCGUGCUGGUUUUCUUGGGGAAUUAGUCAGCAAAGAGCCAGAGUCACAGGAGACUAAUCACAAUUUUAUUUACAAGAAC